Molecule: messenger RNA, 3648 nt
Organism: Penicillium argentinense
Lineage: Eukaryota; Fungi; Ascomycota; Eurotiomycetes; Eurotiales; Aspergillaceae
Product: ankyrin repeat and protein kinase domain-containing protein
Exons: 3
Coding region: 1-3648 (1215 amino acids)
Biological process (GO): protein phosphorylation
Molecular function (GO): protein kinase activity; protein binding; ATP binding
Source: RefSeq, a predicted model, not a curated record
AUGGCCGAUCUUUCCGCCUACGAUGAUAUCCUCAACUCCCUCGACGAUGACAACUACUAUUCCUUAGAUGAGAACAGCCUCUCACCCACUUUUCAAGUCUGGUCCAAUUCCACCGACGUCGAGGAAAUCGAUAUCGAAAGCCUGAAUCUGUCUUCCGACUCCAGUUCCUCUUGGAUCGACCCGCUCGAGUCGGCCAUCACCGCCACCCGCAACGGUUCCGCCCCUGUCCUCAGCACCCUCUCUCAGUUCACUGCAAUCCUGUCGCAAACCGGAGUCCACGGCCCUCGUCUUCUCAAAGCUACAAAACUCUCUGCCAGAGCGACGAAGAUUGGCUCUGGCACCCAGUUUACCGUCUUCAAGGACCCUCUGUUCCAAGGAGAAGUCAUCAAACGCGUCAAUGUCCCCCUUUCCAGUCGAGCAGAGCAGCGCUUUGCGGCGAGCGUGGAUUAUCGCCUCCAGCUACGCACAUUAGGACUUGAGGUUUUAUCGCUUUGUAAUCCGAUCCUGCGUGCGCACCCCAAUGUCACUAGCCUGCUGGCAUGGGGGUUCGAUUUCCCAUUCGCAGAUAUGGCUGUGCCUGUUUUGUUCAUGGAGGAAGCGAUGAUGCCGCUAGGCGGCUUCCUGGGUGCUGAAAAGAGGACUGUGGAUGUGAGAUACCAGCUUGCGUUGGAUGUUGCCAAUGGACUGGAGGCUUUGCAUAACCUCAAGAUCGUACAUGGAGAUGUCAAGCCGGAUAAUGUGCUCGUGUUUGUUGGCCCAGGCGACAAAGUACCUUUCAGAGCAAAAUUGAGCGAUUUUGGGGUCUGUGUUGAUUUGGAGGCGCCCGAUGGAAAAUUUACACUCAGUGAUUAUCGUGGCACUCCUGCUUGGCUGGCCCCUGAGGUGAUCGAUGGGGACAUCUCGCGAUUCGGUGCGUUUUCGCCAGAAAUGAUGUUCAGAUUCGAUGCGUAUAGCUUUGGCAUGGUGUUGUUGUCAAUCUUCACUCGUGACGGACUGCCCCUUGCCCUGGAUGAGAAUCACGAUGGGAUCGCAGAUCAAGUUUCGACGUUACUCAACGGUCGGAAAGACAUCUCGCCCUCUGUACGCAUGGAGAUUCGCAAAGCAAUCUUGAGAUUAUUGUCCGAGGACCCCAGAGAACGCCCGUUGCCGAAAUCAGAUUUGCUCAAAACAGAUGAACCGGCAUAUGCAUCCUGGAUUUCAUCUAUUCAAAUAGGUGCCACGAAUACCCACACUGGAAUAAUUGACCCGGUCUACAACAAAGGGCCCCUAUUCUGGUAUCGACUCAACGAGAGCAUUCGCACAGAGCUGGAGAAACAACACGCUCUCAGCAAAGAGGAAAAUGCCCCUCCGUUUUCAGGGGACGUGCUUUUUGGUAUCGCGCAGACUGUUACGGGGGAAAAGCCGAGGUAUCUCGAUCGCCUAUUGACCUUUUUGGGUGAUUCUGCCAGAGCGGGAUUUUCGCCUGCUAGAGCCGUGUAUGCGCAGAUCAUGGAGGCUCAUGGCCAAGCGCCCGAGUUUAGUCAGGAGAUUCUGGACGAAUGGAUGCUGCAAACAGUUUCUGAGGGAUACCUUUUCGCCAAACCAGGUCGAUUGACGCAUGAAUUGGAAGAGGCAAGGGGUACAUUCAGGAAGCGUGGUGGCUUCUGUUCGGAUCCAUUUUUGGGGAAGAAAGAAGUCAAGGCAGCGGUAACCAGGGAAGAAGUCUUGGAUUGGAAGGCCGAAAAAGGAAGUAUUGUCGAUCGCAAGGGAAAUACAAUUCUUCAUUCUGCUGCUGCUUUCGGGGCGAUUGAUGCGGUACAGGUAUUGCUGGAUGAUGCAUGCAUGGCAGUCGAUAUAAAGAACGAGAAUGGCGAGACGCCACUAUACAAGGCAUUCCAGGCGGGACAUGCUGAAGUGAUCGAAGCCCUUCUUGAUCAUGGUGCCGAUGCGUCUUGCAGAACUCAGGAUCAUACAACCCCCUUGCAUUGGCUUUUUAUGAUCACAGAUAAUUCAAUCCCUCGGGUAUUGAAACGAAUGAUCGAGGGAGGUGCAAACAUUGAUACUGCAAUUCAGCCUGUGACCAAGGAGAACAGCGGCGGGUACCCGGAAAAGAUCCAGAUCCUUCAUUAUCCCUUUGAACUGCCACACGGAACACCACUCCACUGGGCGUGCUUCUUCCGCAACUUGGACGCUGUGGAUGCUCUUCUUACCUCUGGAGCAAAUAUCAACUCAUUUUACCACGACAGCGACGCAUCAACGACUCCGCUUGCAUUGACUGCCUACUAUGGUGAGCCUGAGAUUGUGAGGUAUCUUAUAUCUCGAGGUGCAGAUGGUACCUUGAUUGAUUCUACUGGGCGGAAUACACUGCACGCGAUCACAAAAUAUUUUCCUAGUCGACAUGGCUAUCUGCCUCGCCAGUGGCACUCUUGGAUUCGCCACGGAACUUGGGAAAACCACCUGGAACAGCUUUCGGACAUGGUCAACUGUUUAAUUCGGGCUGGGGCGGACAUCAACCUCAAAGACAAGGCAUAUCCACCCCUGACGCCUAUUGCUGCAGCGGCCGAUCUGGGAGUCUGGAAUGGGGGCAUGAUAUGUGCUCUUCUGGAGGCUGGUGCUGAUUUGAAAGAGUCGAUUCUGUCAGCUGGAGAUACCGUCCUGCACAGCUGGGCUUCUGUCGUGGGACCGCGUUUGGAUUACCCUAAUUCAUAUCUGUCGACUUUGAAAAGGAUAGCCCAAGCUAUGCCAAACAUCAACAUCCCCAACAAAUUCGAGGAGGACACCGCGUUGCAUUUGCUGACGACAACAUAUCACCCAGAGGAUGAGUUCGAGGCUGCAUGUGAUGUCCUACUUCAGAAUUGCCCUCCCGCGAACAUCGAUGCAAAGACUCGCCAGGGCACCACUCCACUCUCCAUAGCUUUGGAGACAGAUCUUGAUCCCGUACGACGCGGCCGCUUCUUGCUCGAUAAAGGCGCCGACCCACUCAUCGUCAACGAUAGAGGAAGGGACAUCUUCUUUUCGAUCGCCAAUAAUGCCGUCCUCAGUGACCAAAUCACCCAUGAGCUCAUCCAGCACUUCCUCCGCAGCUUCGGUCCUGACGUCCAAAAGGCUUACGAAGAACACUUUCUCUUAAAUCCCAACAGCCACGACACCAUUUUUGCAGCCGCAGCUCGUGCAAAGCCAAUGACGUUGACUCUUCUACUUUCUUUCGGUCUCACGAGAGGUAUAAAUAAGCUUGACAAUACCAUUUCCCCGCCCCGGACAGCCUUAGACCACGCCCUCCACGCCGCUGAAAUCAGCCGCCGAGCCCACAUUACCGGGCUAGCAUCAUACAAACUCGGCCCCCCACGAACAAAUGCCCUCAACCAGAAUCUUGUCUAUGAUGAGAGACAAGGACCACCGUCGCGUGCGGCGGAAGCUUACAAGAGCUUCCCGGAGGUUAUACGGAUCUUGCGUGAUGCCGGGGCCAAGCGGAGGUGUGAGUUGGAGGGCAACUCAAAGGGUGAUUAUAUUGAACAGCCGGGAGACUGGGAUCAAGAAGAGCUUCAGGGGUAUGGCUUUACGAAAGAGUCACAGCCGAAUGCUGAGACAUGGAAAGACCUGUAUGAUCUGGCUAUGUAUGGCAGUGGGUGGAGUUGGUUAGGCCUGCUGACGGGGGAACGAAGGCGAUGA